AUGUCAAGUCAGUCUGGAUUUUCAAACUCUGUUUCUCUACCGGGAUAUCCGUUCUACCAGGUGUCAUGCAGCCAUAAUCAGCAGACCACAUCAUUUAGACAUCCUGUGACAGGACAGGUUUCUCCAGAAAACAUUGAAUUUAUUUUGCGAGAAGAGCAGAAUUCAUCUAUGUCCAAGCAACAAAUAAACCAAAGACCUUCAAGCAUGGUCAGUGAAACCUCCACUGCAGUAACUACAUCUGCUGUUGAUACAAAACCUGGCUCUAAGGUUGUCAAAUCUGGAAACAAAGUUCAUAGCUUUGGAAAGAGGGAGCAAGCUAUCAGGAGGAAUCCCAAUGUUCCUGUUAUAGUAAGAGGCUGGCUACACAAACAGGAUAGCUCUGGCAUGCGGUUGUGGAAAAGGCGAUGGUUUGUGCUGGCUGAUUAUUGUUUAUUUUACUACAAAGACAGCAGAGAAGAAUCUGUUCUGGGCAGCAUACCCUUGCCUAGCUACGUAAUAUCUCCGGUGGGACCUGAGGAUCGCAUCAAUCGCAAAUUUUCUUUUAAGGCUGUUCAUACAGGUAUGAGGGCAUAUAUUUAUAAUAGGAAUUCUGUUAUUGGCUCUCAGGCAGAGCAUUCAGGGAUGCGGACGUACUACUUCAGUGCAGACACCCAGGAGGACAUGAAUGGCUGGAUCAGGGCUAUGAAUCAAGCUGCUCUCAUGCAAACACGCUCUUCACUGAAGAGAGAAACUGAAAAAGUGGAUCAGCAUGCUGUUCCCCAAGUCAAUCAUGUGGACGCCUGUAAAGAGUAUGUGAAGGCUGAGGUUGCAGAUACAAAAGAAAGCUUUCAAAAAUCAGCUGAAAUGCUUGGAUAUGAUAAGCAUGAAGAGAUAAGAAGAGAAAAAGAGGAGGAGGAGCGUUAUAUCCACAGAAAAGAAACUCUGGCAACUAAGAAGGGAAAGGCUAAGCAUGCGUUAAGAGAAGCUGAUUCAUUAUUUCCAGACUUAACGAAUGCAUCACGGCCCCAAGCAGCUCAGCCUCAGCCAGCUGAGAAGAAUGGAACACUUCCUAGUUCAUUAAGUAUCAACGCUGGCCUAGUGGAGCAGAAUGGUACCAGCUCAUAUAAAAGAGGGCUUGUUCCCAGAACGAAUCCAGAUAAACAGAUGCAAAGAAAAAGUAACAUGGCUCAAGUGGAGCACUGGGUAAAAGUCCAAAAAGGAGAUACAAAAAGCCUCACUUCUGAUCAGACUCUUACACGUCAGGGUCCCAAUCCACCUUUUCCUGAAAACUAUCACACUUUGCCAAAGAAUACCAGGCAGCCUUCAGGGAGCUCACCACCACCAAACCGCAAUUUGCCGAGUGACUACAAAUAUGCACAAGAUCGUGUUAGCCACUUGAAGAUGUCCCAGGAGGAAAGGAAAGCAAAUAAGGAUGGAACUGUUUGGCAGCUAUAUGAGUGGCAGCAGAGGCAGCAAUUUAAACAUGGCAGCCCCACUGCCCCACUUUAUGUAAGUUCUUCAGACUUUAUUGAUCGUGGAAAGUCAAAAAGUUCGUUAGAUGUUCCACGAUCGAUAUCUGUUCCACCCUCUCCAUCUGAUAUUCCUCCACCUGGACCUCCAAAAAGCUUUCUCCCAAGGAGACCACAUACUCCUGCAGAAAGGCUAACAGUUAAACCAUCUGAUGAGAGACAGACUGUAGACGUUCCUUUCACUGGAUCACCCAGGAAGAUCCGAAAUCAUGCUGUAAAGAGCUCAACUCACAUUGAUCGACGCUCUAUGCCUGCCAUGGGCUACAUGACACAUACUGUGAGCGCACCCAGUUUGCAUGGCAAGUCGGCGGAUGACACUUAUAUCCAGUUGAAAAAGGAUUUGGAGUAUUUGGAUCUAAAGGUGACGGGACGUGACACAUUAAAAGAACGAAGCACAAAACCUGUCAAGAUUGCUGAAAGUGAUAUUGAUGUCAAGCUAAGUGUUUUCUGUGAGCAGGACAGAAUUCUGCAGGACUUGGAGGACAAAAUAAGAGCCCUUAAGGAAAAUAAAGAUCAGCUGGAGUCUGUUUUGGAGGUUUUACACAGGCAGAUGGAACAGUACAAAGACCAACCACAACAUGCAGAAAAGAUUUCUUACCAGCAGAGACUUCUGCAAGAGGAUCUCAUACGUAUUAGGGCUGAAAUAUCCAAAGUGUCAACGGAAAUGGAAAAUGCCUGGAAUGAGUAUUUGAAAUUAGAAAAGGAUGUGAGCCAGUUGAAAAAAGCCUUACAGGAACAGAUGAAUAGUUCAUUGGUAUCUCAGGAGAAAACACAAAUACAAAAAGACUUGUGGAGAAUUGAAGAUGUUACAGCUGGCUUGAGUGCAAAUAAAACAAACUACAAAACCAUAGUAGACUCUAUUAAGAAUCCAGAGAGAAAAACAGUGCCUUCAUUUUCUCAGUCUUCAGUGCCUUCCUUACCAGCUUCCCUUGCAGCUGUGGAGAGCAAACUUUCAGUCCCUCAGAGCCCUCCGUCCAGUCCGGUUAAAUCCUCUCUGGAGGUUCGGCUGUAUCCACAGCCUUAUUUCCAGGCCAGAACACAGCACCAAGCACAGCAGCUGAAAAAAAUUGAGCCACCUCUUCAGUCACCAAUUAAGCUAAAGCCAAAGGUUGAAGAUGAAGCACCGCCCAGACCUCCUCUCCCUCAGUUGUACAGUCCUGAUGAUCAACCACCAGCUGUUCCACCCCUCCCAAGGGAAGCCACUGUCAUCAGACACACAUCAGUGCGGGGCCUGAAACGUCAAUCAGAUGAAAGAAAGAGAGACAGAGAACUCGGACAGUAUGUAAAUGGAGAUUACAGGGUGGAGCUGCGUUCAUACAUGAGUGAGCCAGAACUAGCAAUGAUAGGUGGUGACCUCAGCCAACCUUCCAGUGGUAUAAUAAGCUCUGACAGUGGCUACCAGACAUUACCCACCCGAGGUUUAUCUGGAUCAACUUCUAGAUUACACCAAUCAUCUACCAUUUUGUCAUAUGCAACACUUCGAAGGGAUAGGUCCAAGGAGAGACCAAAGAGUGCCUUGGAACGUUUAUACUCUGGAGACCACCAAAGAGGCAAGAUGAGUGCAGAGGAGCAACUCGAAAGAAUGAAGCGACAUCAGAAGGCGCUCGUUCGUGAACGCAAGAGAACUCUUAGCCAAGGAGAAAGGCAGUCUGUUUCAUCUCGGUCUUUCAUCAGGCCCAUUUCUGCAGACAUAGGCUCAGUAUGUUAG
Chaetura pelagica (chimney swift) is the source of this 3216-nucleotide messenger RNA. RefSeq names its product pleckstrin homology domain containing, family A member 7 (gene PLEKHA7). Gene Ontology annotation, cellular component: zonula adherens; pore complex. Lineage: Eukaryota; Metazoa; Chordata; Aves; Apodiformes; Apodidae. Gene Ontology annotation, biological process: zonula adherens maintenance; epithelial cell-cell adhesion; cell-cell adhesion mediated by cadherin. The transcript is spliced from 21 exons. Bases 1 to 3216 code for a protein of 1071 amino acids. The record is from RefSeq and is a predicted model, not a curated record.